Messenger RNA from Rhizophagus irregularis DAOM 181602=DAOM 197198, 4182 nucleotides. NCBI's taxonomy places the organism in Eukaryota, Fungi, Glomeromycota, Glomeromycetes, Glomerales, Glomeraceae. The record is from RefSeq and is a predicted model, not a curated record.
AUGGCCAAUGAAAUAAAAGAUAACAAUUUACCUGUAAAUAACCCUGAUACUAGUAGGAAAUCAAUAGAUAGUGAACAAGAAGUCAUAAUUAUUAAACAUGAUGUUGAAAAGGUUGGCACUUUUACCGAACCAUUUAAAAAAUACAUGAAUGCAAAAUCUAUUAAAAGCAAUAAAAAUAAAACCAAGUUGAGCUAUAAUCGUGAUGUAGAUGGAUCAAAUAGUUCUGAUGGUAGUACCACUAAUGAUAACAAGUAUCAUAUCGCAAUUUGUCAAAAUGGGAAAUUUGUCGCUACAUUCGAUACCGAAACUCUUCAAAUUAAGUUGUUGGAGAACACCGAUAGUAUUUACAAAAUAAUCGAACAAUUUAAAAUAGGCCGUGAUUUCACUAUAUCUCAAGAACGACAACACACUAUAAUUGUCGAUGGCGAUGACAAUCAUGAUGAGGACGACGGUGAUGAUGGAAAAGAAACCACCUCGACUAAUGAUGAAAAUUUUGGAUGGUCUAUCGAUAUAUCGAAUUUAUACACAAAAGAUAUGAAUAAAUAUUUCAUUUAUGUCGCCUUAUCUCGUAUAGUCGAUAAGGAUCUGACGAGUACACCGGGAGAAACAAGAAAUGGAACUACAAUGAUCUACCGCCUUGAACUAGAAAAAACAAAUAAAAAUUAUAAACAUACUAUGAAAACUAAUACCUAUCACAUUUCGGGAAUUUCGGGAAUAUGUAGAUUUAUAAAUGAGUCUGAAAGCGAAAAAGUUCUUAAUUCAGAAAGUAACAAAGAAUAUUUUACUUUAAGAACUAUAAGAAGAUUCGUAAUAUUGAAUUUCGAUGGUAUACAUAGUUUUGAUUGUAAAGAUAAUUUUGUAUUAUCCAAACAAUUUUAUUAUCCACAAUGUAUCAAACAUGAAUUAAAGGCAUUAGAUUCUCCAACAAUAUCUGAUUACAUAAAUCUACUUCAAUCUUAUAUUUAUGAUAAAUAUUUUCUUGUUGAGAAUUACAAAGAUAGCGUACAAUUACUUGAAGUUUACAACCUAGAAAAAAUGAAAUUGGAAACUAUUACAAUAAGGAUCGAAAAUAGUCAAGAAAAGCUCAUAAGAAAAUAUAAUAGAAAUCAUUUUUCAAUCAGUGAGAACAAACAACUACUCUGCUUUACACGAGGGCUUCAAUCUGUCAAAUUAUACUUUAUGGAAAAUGGUUUGGAAGCCAUCUCAAAGAAAUUUAAAAGUAUUGAAAAAAUCUACUUAUUAGAAUUUAUUCAAGAUAGUAAGAAAUUACUCGUAAUAGGUAGCAGCGACCCAGAAGAGAAAAAAUUGAAGCUUAUAAUCUGGGACAUGUAUAAUUUUGAAGAAAGUGAAACACCGAUAGAAUUAGACAAUUUUCUUAAGAAAGAUAAUCUUACUACUCGUUUAGCCAGAAUUUAUGGAAUUAUUUUACAAAUCGAUGAUAGUGGAGAAGUUUCAUCGGUCUUUAAAGAGCUUGAAGAAGAAAAGGAAAAGGAUAUAAUUAUAAGUCCAGCAAAUAAAUUACUUGAAAGUCCUGGUAAAAAACCAAAUGGAAAACCAGAUAAAAGGCAUACUAUAUAUUAUGAUAAAAAUACAAAUCCAUAUUUCAAACCAAUAGUUGUUGAGAAAGAACCAUGGGUGUUAGGUGAUUAUGAUAGAAAUUCUUAUUGUCUUUAUCAAAAUAAAAAUGGAUCAGAGAUAGAAACUCUACAACUUAUAGUUGGUAGAUCUACUAUCCAAGUUUGGCAUCAAAUCACUUCUGACGAUAAAAAUAAAAGCAAGGACGAACUUCCUAACGAAGGAGAACCAUUUCUUGAAUAUAUAUGGACAAAUGGUAUUCCUGUAAAUCAAGAAAGAGAAAAGACAAAAUUACAGAUUGAAGAAUUUGAAUAUGGACCGAAAGAUAGUAAAUUAAAUGACUUUAAAUUAAACGAUUUUUGUUUGAAAGUUUAUUGGUAUGAAAAAGUUUCAAAGGACGAGAGUGAAGAUGAUCUAGAUGAACUCAAAAUAAAAGAUGAUGAUAUUGAAAUUAUUAGAAUGGAAAAGGACAAAGAAUUGAGAACGGAAAAGAAAAAAGGUAGAGAAGGGAUAACCAAAAUGGAAAAAGUUAUUCAACCGCAAGAUAUUAUUGAUAAAGUUAAUGCAGUUAGAUAUGCGUGCAAAGCAUUGGAAUUUAUCAAUAAACGUACGAAAUCUCUUGUGAAUUACACUAAAGAACAUCACUGUGAGGAAAUGGUUGCAUAUAUUAAUCGAAUAAUAUGGAGGUUUAUUAAAUACAAGCCUGAUGACUUUAGAUUGCUAGAUGUUCGACGUAAUGUUAUGAAAAAUUUGAUUCUUGGUGAUUGUGAUCAUUUGAUAAAAUUUAUAUUAUUUGGAGACAACAAUAAUGAUGAAAAAAUCAAUAAUUUACAUAUACCGAGGAAAACAUUUUGGAAAAAAAGAAAGAUUAUAAAUGACGACACCGAAGAGUAUGAAAUAACGAACGUUAUGGAAUUAGCAAUCUAUCAUUGCAGAGGUCGUGAAAUUAAAGAUACCAUUAUUGUUGCUUACCUUUUGGAAUAUUAUUCUAGACACGCAACAGAUUAUGCGGGUUGGAUGAGUACCGUUUCUAAGGCUCUCCCUCUAUUAUUUAAAUACAAUUAUGAUGAUUACGUCAAAAAAUUAUUUCGUAAAGAAUGUUUUGCAAAUCAAAAUUACCUUUCAGUACAAAAACAUAAUAUUAUUAUUCCAGUAAAAUAUCAAGAAAGGCAUAGUAGCCAUGGAAUUCAAUUUAAAGCGUUUGAAGUCAAUUUGCGUUCUGACAAAAUUAAAUUGCACAGUAUGAUUUGGGAAACAUACAAAUCUAUUACGAAUACAAUAUAUAAAAAAUUAGAAGAAUGGAUCAAUAAAGAUUUUGAAAAACAACCAUUAGCUUUACGAGUAGUCCCACUUCCUGAAUUUACUAUAAAUAAUCGUGCUUCACAACAGAAUAAUCCAGAGGGAGGAAAUUUUCUUUUGAAUAUUUUUUUGUUCUUAUUCAUACCACGAUGGUUUAUUCUGCUUUACGAUCCUAAUACGGAGAUCAUUAAAACUAAAGAUUCAACAUUUAGUGGAACUGCUACGAAUCCCGUAAAUGGCCAAGAAAUUAUGAAUGUCACAAUGAAAGCUGAUUUUAAUUCUACAGAUCGGAAUGAUAAUCCAUUUUCAUAUUUUUCUACAUCAAUAAUUUCUGCAUAUUAUUGGCUUAUCGGUGAUUUUGUUCAGAGAGACUCAUUUGAUUUUUGGGCUGUUGAAGUGUUUACCUUUAUCGCCAGUGUCCUUUUAGUAACUAUUUUACAAAAUAUGUUUAUCGCUUUUAUGAGUGGUGUGUACGAGACAGCAACUACUAAAGGCAGACAAGCAUUAUUAAGAUUUAGAGCAAAUCAAAUUGCAAAUUAUGAAGCAUUAAAUCAAGUUCAUUUUCCACAGAUUAAACCUGAUCCAAAAUAUAUUUAUUAUAUUGGUCGAUCAAAGCAUUUUGAAACGUGGUAUGAGAGUAGAAAAGACGAUGGUCCUAUUUUUAGUGAUUUUGAAAAAAAAUCCACUUUUUCAAAAUUUGUUUUUGAAGAAAAAGAUUAUGAUGAAUUUUCACUUUGGAAGUAUGAUAUUGAUUUUGAAGGUGAAAUUAAAAAGUUCAACAUAAUGAAGAAGAGUUUGAAUAAUAAUAUCGAAAAUUUGAUAAAAUAUUUUAAUCAAAAAAAUGAUAAGAAAUAUGAUGAUAUUGAUGAUAUUGAUAUUAAGAAAGAAAUUGAAGAGUUCAAAAUAAAGAAGAAUUAUUUAAAUGAUAAUAUCGAUAAUUUGAUAAAUUAUUUUGAAGAUCAAAAAAUUAAGGAAAAUGGUAAUGUUGAUAUUAAUAUUGAAAUUGGAAAGUUUAAAACAAUGAAGAAUAAUUUAAAUGAUAAUAUCGAAAAUUUGAUAAAAAUUUUUGAAGAUCAAAAAAAUGAUAACGAUGCUGAUAAUAUCGAUAUUGAUAAGAAACUUGAGGAUUUAAAUGAUAAUAUUGAUAAUUUGAUAAAAAAUCUUGUUCGAAAAUGUAAUAAGAAUAAUUUGAAUGAUAAUAUUGAUGAGUUGAUAAAAAAUUUAGAAGAUCAAAAAAGUGAUAACGAUGUUAAUAAUAAUAUUGAAAUUAAUAAGAAAAUUGAAAUAUUGAAGGCCAUAAAAUAUUAA